AUGAUUAAAGAAAAGUAUUAUAAUUAUAAGAUAGUUUAUUUUUUAAUAUUACAAUUUUAUCUAUUAUUUUUUUCUAAUAAAAUAUGUAUAGGAAUCUCUUCAGAAGUAAAAAUAAAUGUUAAAAGAACAGAGUAUCCAAAAAUUUUAUGUGUUAUAUUUUCUCAUCCAACAAAAGAAACAUCAACACUUAAUCAUAUUAUAAGAACAUGGUUAGCACAUUGUGAUAAGGCUCUUUUUAUUACUACCACAGGGGAAAAAUUUCAUGAUAAGGGAGAAGGAGGAAAAAAGAUGAGAAUUGAGGUGAUAAAAAUAUCAUCUGAAGGAGGGAGAAUGGAUAUUUUGAGAAAAACAAUAAAAUCUUUUAAGAUUAUAUAUAGUAAAUUUUUUAAUAAUACCACUAAACAGGAAUAUGAUUGGUUGUUAAAAGUUAAUGAUAACUCAUUUGUUGUUAUUGAAAAUUUGAAAAAAUUUUUAAAGAAUAAAAAUAAAAAUGAAAAUAUAUAUUAUGGAUAUAAUAGUAAUUUUAAUAAAAUAAAUAAAAAAAAAUUAUUGAACAAAAAAUAUAUUUCUGGUGGAUCAGGAUAUGUAAUUAGUAAAAAUGGAAUUAAAAAUAUAUUUGAAAAUAAAAAAAAUUUUUUAGAAAAUUGUAAUGAAAAAAUAGUUAAUGGUUAUGAAGAUAUUAUAAUUGGAAUAUGUUUUAAAAAAUUAGGUAUUAAAGGUGGUAAUAGUAGAGAUGAAAAUGGUUUUGAAACAUUCUUACCACCAGUAGUUAAAAAAAAAUAUAACUUAAACCUUUUAAAACAUGAAGAAAUGUUUAAUUUGUUCCCUGGUAAUAAAUAUGAAUGUCAAAGAAUGUCUCAAUAUCCCAUUAGUUUUCAUAAUAUAGUUUCAGAAAAUUUUUAUAUAUUAAAUUAUAUAUUUUAUAAAAGUAAAGUAAAUAUUAAUAUUUAUAAUGAAUAA
Molecule: messenger RNA, 960 nt
Organism: Strongyloides ratti
Lineage: Eukaryota; Metazoa; Nematoda; Chromadorea; Rhabditida; Strongyloididae
Product: Glycoprotein-N-acetylgalactosamine 3-beta-galactosyltransferase 1
Exons: 2
Coding region: 1-960 (319 amino acids)
Cellular component (GO): membrane
Molecular function (GO): N-acetylgalactosaminide beta-1,3-galactosyltransferase activity
Source: RefSeq, a predicted model, not a curated record